This is a messenger RNA of Tetrahymena thermophila SB210, 1971 nucleotides long. Its product is annotated as zinc finger CCCH type domain protein. Lineage: Eukaryota; Ciliophora; Oligohymenophorea; Hymenostomatida; Tetrahymenidae. Gene Ontology annotation, molecular function: metal ion binding. The transcript is spliced from 6 exons. The record is from RefSeq and is a predicted model, not a curated record.
AUGAGCUAUCAUUAGUAAAUGUUUGUCUCUGAUAACUUAACUGAUUAUCUGGCUCAUUAGAACUAGCACCAACACAUGUAUAGCAACUUUUAUGGAGGAUUAAACAAUGCUGUAAAUAUGAAUCAACAAAUAAAGAGAACUCCAAAGCUUACAGAAUGCGAUAAAACAGACGUUACACACUCAAGUAUUUAGACAGCAUCAUUAAAUUAAAAUAGCGCUUAUGUAGUUGAACAUUUAGAUUUAGAUAAUUUUAAGAACUAACAAUGUAAAACGAACACUCAGCAUAAUCACAAACACUGUCCCUUCUAUCAUAAUAGCAAAGAUAGAAAAAGGCCAGGACACUUCUAUAGUAGUGAUUUAUGUCAGCAUGUAGAGAAAAAUGAGGGAUGCCCUGAUGGAGAUGAUUGCAAGUUUUCCCAUAAUCGUGUUGAGCAGCUUUAUCAGCCAGAGAAAUAUAAAACAAAAUUUUGCACAUUUUAUCCUAAUAAUAUUAAUUAAUGCGAAUAUGGAGUAUUUUGCUCUUUUGCACACUCAGAAAAUGAUAUUGUUAUUGAGCUUAUCCAUAAUUUAGAGUAUGAUGAUGAUUUUUAUAUGUUCUACUUCAAGACAGUGUGGUGCCCUUUUAAUCUAGCAUAACAUGACAAAGCUCUUUGCGUCUAUGCUCAUAAUUGGUAAGACUAUAGAAGAAAACCCAGCUAAUUUUAUUACGAGCCCAACUCAUGCACUUCUUGGAGUCCAACAAACUAUAUUUUAAAUUAUGAGGAUGGAUGUCCUUUGAAGUUUGAUUGCAAUAAAUGCCACGGCUGGAAAGAAUUGGAAUAUCACCCAAGAAACUAUAAAACUAAAGCGUGUCCAAAUUAAAAACCAUGUAAUAAAUAGAAUGAUUGUCCUUUUUAUCAUCAUGGACCAAAAUCAGAUAAAAGAACAAUAAAUGCUAAUAUACAGAAUAAAAUAUUCAGAUUCGUUCCAAAAAACAGAAUUAUUACAAAUACUUUCAAGGUAAGAAAUAGUGAUUCUAUAAACGCAAUACCAGGUCUGAAUAAUUCUCAAUUUAAUCCUCAACUCUUACAAUAAAGUUAGUUACAAUAUAUGUCUCAAUAAUAGUAAUAAUAGAAUGAAUAUGUUCAACAAUAGCAAUAGUAGUAAUAACAAUAAUAAAAUUUCUUUUUGAAAGGAACAACUUCUAUGUUUAAUUUACCUUCUAGCUAAUAAGUUUAAAAUUAGUAAAGUUGGAACCCUCACAGCUCUCAAUAAAUUGGAUUAAAUGUCUUUUACUAAACAAAUAUUUAACCUAUAAAAUAAAAUGGAAACGGCUACUACAUGUCAACUCCAUAAUAAAAUUUUGGUUCUCAAUAGCUUUUAGAUACACCUCCUAUUGCAGAUAGUCGCCUCAAAUUAAGUAAGAAAAAGAAAGAAAAUUAAAAUGGCACAAAUAAUGCACUUAAUAAUGGAAGUAAUAGUGGUAAAAUGAUGGCUAAAGAUACUUUCGAUAAUGAAGUAUGGCUUGGAAGAGGAGGAAGCAGACCAAUGGAUGAUUCAUUUGAAAUUGAACCUUAAAAUAGUAUUAAAAAUGAUAAAUUUGCUUCUUAGGUUACUCACAAAGAGGAGAAUGAACUUUCUGGAAGUUAAAAUUUCCUUUAAGAUAAAUUUAGUACAAACAAUACGGGCAGAUCACCUUAUAUAAGUUAAUCUAAUAAAGGCGAUUACUAAAAAUACAGUAACGAUAAAAAUUCUGCUUUAACAGAAUUUAAUUCAUAUAACAAAGACAAUAAUAAGGCAACAGCUUCAUUUAUAAAUGAUAACAAUGAUUUAGCUCUAUCUUAGCAUUUGUAAACAGAAUAAAUGUUUAAAGAUUUAGCAAUUGACUGUCCUCCAAAUCAAAAGUAAAGCUAUGAAUAAUCUCAUGAUAGUAUAACUAGAAGAGAUGAAGACGAAAUGGCAAGACACGUUAUGCAUUUAGUUGAUGAAUGA